AUGAUGAAUAAAAAAACGAUGCAACAGAAGAGGCAGUCCAUGGUGAAAAAUAAGAGCGAGAUAUACCCACAGAAGAGCCUGAACCUGGGGCAAAAGUCAAAAAGCAGAGGAAAAAGUAUGAAUGGAAAAAUCAAAGUGGUCGUAAGAAAAAGACCAAUAAGUGAAUUAGAAAAAAAAAGGAAAGACAAUGAUAUCAUAACAGUCAAGGAUAACUCAACCAUAUAUAUAGAUGAACCAAGAUACAAAGUAGACCUCACCAAAUAUGUGGAGAGACACGAAUUCAUAGUAGAUAAAGUAUUCGAUGAAACAGUAGAUAAUUUUACUGUCUACAUAAAUACAAUCAAGCCUUUAAUUGUAGAUAUUUUCGAAAGUAAUUGCGUCUGUUCAUGUUUUGCAUAUGGACAAACAGGGAGUGGAAAAACAUAUACCAUGUUAGGGUCACAACCCUAUGGACAAAGCGAAACGCCAGGAAUUUUCCAAUACGCAGCGGAGGACAUAUUUAGCUUUUUAAGUCUAUACGAUAAUGAUAAUAGUAGAGGAAUUUUUAUUUCUUUUUACGAAAUUUACUGUGGGAAAUUAUACGAUUUGUUACAGAAAAGAAAAAUGGUUGCUGCUUUGGAAAAUGGGAAAAAAGAAGUAGUUGUGAAGGACCUAAAAAUUUUAAGAGUGUACUCUAAGGAGGAGUUAAUUUCCAAAAUGAUUGAUGGAGUUAUGUUACGGAAAAUAGGAGUGAACUCUCAAAAUGAUGAGUCCUCUAGAUCGCAUGCUAUUCUGAACAUUGAUUUGAAAGACAUACAUAAGAAUGCCUCUUUGGGAAAAAUUGCCUUUAUAGAUUUGGCAGGAAGCGAAAGGGGUGCAGAUACCGUUGCUCAGAAUAAACAGACACAAACAGACGGAGCUAAUAUUAAUCGAUCGUUGUUAGCUCUGAAGGAAUGUAUCAGAGCUAUGGACUCCGAUAAACAUCACAUUCCGUUUAGGGAUUCAGAGCUAACUAAAGUCUUGAGAGAUAUAUUUGUUGGAAAAUCUAAAAGUAUCAUGAUUGCAAAUAUUUCUCCCACCAUUAGUUGCUGUGAGCAGACGCUGAAUACGCUAAGGUACUCUUCGAGAGUCAAAAAUUUUAAGCAUAAAAUGAAUGCUACGGAAGAAGAAGACCCCAAUAGCGAGAAAAUUAGCAUCCUGGAGUCUAGAAGUGGAGAGAUGAACACCUCCGGGGCGGAGGGCGCGGCUAUGAAAUCGAAUUCGCUCAUGCAGAGCGGCAGGGCGAACAUGAAGUCGAACGAGUUGAAGGAGCGCCUCGGAGGGAGUGGCGUUGGCAACAGUGGCAGCGGCGGUGGUAACAGUGGAAGCGGCGGUGGUAACAGUGGAAGCGGCGGUGGUAACAGUGGAAGCGGCGGUGGCAACAAUGGCAGCGGCAUCGUAAGUGGCCUGGUGAACCCUGCCCGGAACGGAAAACACCUCGUGAAGAAUCAGGACGGCGUGGCCACCAACCAGACCAAGUACAACUCAGUCAACGAUAUGGAUAAGCUAGCGCAAAAGAAGAAGAAGAAAAAAAGCCUCUUAAAUUUCAAAAGCAAUAAGACAAAUUAUGACAGCAUCUCGGGGAAGCAAAAUUUCAUCCAACAAAGUUACGCCUUCUCGGACACGUCGGAUUUCUCCUCCCUCGACGAGAUGAAUUGCAACCUGAAUAAGAAUGAUAAGAAUAUGUUUCUGGCGUGCAGGAAGAACGCCAAACAGGGCCUGGUCAAGAACAGGAGCAGCUGCGACGGCGUGUCCAGCAAAGCGAAGAAGGCCGAUGUGCAGGUGCUCCGGCACAGCGUUGGCAGCAAGUUGACCAAUUUCUCGAACGAACGGGAGCGCCUGAAGGAGAGGGGCUUCUUGCGUGGCACCGCCGCGAGCGGGAACGCGGCAAGCACGAACCAUAAUGCCGGGGGUGGUAACACGGUGGGUGGUAACACACUCGGAAACAAUCCCGGCCACGUGCACAUCCGGCACGCCAACGAAAGGGAGAAGAACAGAGAAAGCGACAACAUAUUUUACGAUGCCGUCUCGAACACGUCUGAGAGUGCAAAUCGUUUGCUUCAGCAGAGCUCGCAAAACAUACUUAACGUGAAGGGGAAGAACCAAAGUGGCCAACACGCAAACAACCCCGCUGUAGGAAUGGGCCACAAAAUGAGUUACGAUUACAACCAACCAGACAGGAGCAACUCCUUCGUCGGCAUAAAGGAGAGAGCCACGAAAGGCACCAGCCUUUUUAUAAAUUGUGAAACAGAAAGUACGAUCUGCGUGGAGAAGGAAAACAUAGACCCCACAAGAAACCCUUCGACUGUGCAUCUACACACAAAAGCAGCUUCGUUUGAAAAAUUGACAAACGAUGUGAACUGUGCUCCAGGGGAACCCCCACUUAAUAGUGGCAAUGGGGAAUACUGCGAUGUGUCGAUCCUCGGUGUGCACGCCAAUGGGUUGUCUACAGUGCACGCGGAUGUGGGUCUACCCAACAAUGGCAUCCCAAUGCAAAAGACCCCCAACGAGUUUUUCCCUCCCAGUCAAAGCUGCAGCCAAAGUUACGGCCAAAAUUUCAGUCAAAGUUACGGCCAAAGUUACAGCCAAAAUUUCAGCCAAAAUUACAGCCAAAAUUACAGCCAAAAUUACAGCCAAAAUUUCAACCAAAGCAGCUUUAACCAGCAUAGUGGAAACAGCCCAACCGAAGUGAUCGACAUUAACAACGUGCGCGUUGAAGAGUUCCACAAAAUUGGAGUAGCCGAGACAGGAAAUGUUGCUAGCCAAAACAUCGAAGAGAAUGAAUUCCCCCCUGAAGAUUACGCAAAACAGUUUCAGAAAAAUCUGAACAGCAUGGUAGAUAAUUGCCUGAACACACUAAAUACAGCCAACCUAUGCGAAGACACGCAGAACAUAUUAAACAAUAUUUUACUAUCAAAAUAUACAGCAGAUAAAGAAAUGUUAAUAAAAAAGUACAUCAACGAGGAUGUAAACAACAUGAGCUUAGAAAAGCUAGACAAAUAUGCUCAGUUGAUCUAUGAAAAAAGAAAAACGAUUCUGAGUAAACUCCUUUUUUUGUUCAAAAAAAAUGUUGAUAUACAGACAAAUAAUGAGACGAGUGACUUAAAGAAAGAUUUGGUUAUGUGUCAUAUUUGUAGUAACAAUCCUGAUGACCAAUUUCAUUUUUAUGCCUACAGUAGAUUAGAAAAGGACAUGAUUAAUUUAAUAACGCUACGGCAGCUGUGGUGUGAGAGUGAGAACUUGAGGCAACUGCAUCAGUACCUAAUGGUUGAGUAUCAAAACAAGUCUGCCAAUUUAAUCACCUUUAAUGUUUUCCCGAAUAAAAUUAGCACCAGCUCAUUGAACAAGAAGUAUGUGGAGGAUGCCAAGGGGCAGGCAGACGCCGCGAGGUCAGCUGUGGGUCCUCUGCAGUAG
Plasmodium cynomolgi strain B is the source of this 3432-nucleotide messenger RNA. Its product is annotated as kinesin. Gene Ontology annotation, molecular function: microtubule binding; microtubule motor activity; ATP binding. The record is from RefSeq and is a predicted model, not a curated record. The coding region runs from base 1 to 3432 and encodes 1143 amino acids. The transcript is spliced from 2 exons. Gene Ontology annotation, biological process: microtubule-based movement. Lineage: Eukaryota; Apicomplexa; Aconoidasida; Haemosporida; Plasmodiidae.